Dentiscutata erythropus is the source of this 162-nucleotide messenger RNA. NCBI's taxonomy places the organism in Eukaryota, Fungi, Glomeromycota, Glomeromycetes, Diversisporales, Gigasporaceae. The record is from the annotation of a GenBank genome assembly.
AUGUUGUCUUCUCAACCCAUUCAUUUUUCCUCUAUAUCGCCUUCUCAGCCCAUUCAUUAUUUCCCUACAUUAUUUUUACAACUGAUUCAUUAUUUUUCUAUUUUGUAUUCUCAACCAGAUCAUUAUUCCACUCCUACUGAAGAGAACAAAAUAUUAAAAUCG